AUGUCUGGUAGUGAGGCCCUUCGGGCAUUGAGAUUGCUGUCACGCAGCUCAAGUGGUCUACUGUCCGGAUCGGAGAACAUGACGAGACGAUGCAUCGCUCGAUCAAUGGCUACAGAGGCUCAAAUAAAUGCCUCCACAACUUCCGACCUUACUAAAGCUGCGUCUCCCGCACCGUGGGAUCAGCCCGUCUCCGUCAUGACCUACAGAUUCCCGUCAAUGGAACCCGCUCGAUUGGUGGAAUACUCGCAAAAGGAACUCCUGAUGCCUCUCCGGAGAGAUCUAUUGCACCGCGCAGUCAUUUACGAGGGUGAUAACACUCGACAAGGUACCGCCAGCACGAAGUGGAGGGACGACGUACACGGUAGCCACCGGAAGAUCCUCCCCCAGAAGGGAUCUGGACGAGCUCGCGCUGGCGACAAACAAUCGCCAAUUCGCAAUGGUGGUGGUGUUGCCCAUGGACCUCAUCCUCGUGACUUCUCCACCGACCUGCCAGCCAAGGUCUACGACCAGGCCUGGCGUACUGCGCUCAGCUACCGGUUCUCGCGCGGAGAGCUGAUUGUCAUUGAUAACAAGAUCUCUUGCCCGUACAAUACCACACCAUUUUACCUGCAAAACUUUAUGGCUGGGAACGGAUGGGCCACGAAGAAUGGUCGGUCCACUUUCAUUACCGAAGAGGUGGAUGAAACGCUGUUUGAACAGAUGUCCAAUCUGGACCAGUUCGCGACUAUCAUGGACCGGGAGGAUGUGGAUGUGAAGAAUUUGUUGUCGACAGCGCGAUUGAUCAUUGAGAAGAGAGCGCUGGACCGAAUGCUGAAGUAUCAUUCUCGGGAUUUGACCCAGAAGCCAGCCAAAGCGGUAUACAUCAAUUGA
Messenger RNA from Penicillium taxi, 870 nucleotides. Its product is annotated as mitochondrial 54S ribosomal protein uL4m. NCBI's taxonomy places the organism in Eukaryota, Fungi, Ascomycota, Eurotiomycetes, Eurotiales, Aspergillaceae. Gene Ontology annotation, cellular component: ribosome. Gene Ontology annotation, biological process: translation. Gene Ontology annotation, molecular function: structural constituent of ribosome. Bases 1 to 870 code for a protein of 289 amino acids. The transcript is spliced from 2 exons. The record is from RefSeq and is a predicted model, not a curated record.